AUGGAGCUGAGUAAGUUGGAGUUAGGACGGGUUAUAAAUACAAAAGACAGCAAGAAGCUGCUUGCGGAGAUAGAUUCAAUUUGCGGCUUUAACGGAUACAACUUCUUCCCAGGCGCGCAGCCUGUGACUAUGUCGCGAGAGUCGCUGGUUGAGCUAAAACAGAAAGACUACUAUGUGUGCGAAAAGAGCGACGGCCUGCGGGCUCUUCUUUACGUUAAGCAAAUCAAAAACAAAGCGUACUCUUUUUUUAUCGACAGAAACUGCACCUUUGUCCAUGUGGAAAAGCCGUUUCUGCCAAACGGAUCAUUUUUGAUGGACGGUGAGAUCAUAAAAGACAACACAGGCAGAUACAUCUUCAUGGUCUUUGACAUGCUAAUGUGCCAGAGUGUUUCCAUCUGCCAGAAGACACUUGUGGAAAGACUGACAAUGGCCAACUGA
Molecule: messenger RNA, 438 nt
Organism: Nematocida minor
Lineage: Eukaryota; Fungi; Microsporidia
Exons: 1
Coding region: 1-438 (145 amino acids)
Biological process (GO): 7-methylguanosine mRNA capping
Molecular function (GO): ATP binding; mRNA guanylyltransferase activity
Source: RefSeq, a predicted model, not a curated record